AGGGCCUCACAAAUCACCAGGCUGGCUUUGCUGGGACGCUGAGAGUCUGUGGGAUGUCACAGAUCUUCAGGCUCACUGCUGAAUCUGUGAAAUGUGGGCCAAGGCAGGGGCUGCUGACAUCUGAGCCCCAAGAGGAGCCCCAUUCCGGCUUAGUAGCCCUGUGUAUUGUAGGGUCACAUCCGGGGCUGCCCUCUUCUUGCUUGGGAAUGGGGACAUGAGCAGUAGGGGGGCUGAGGGGAUUCAGCUCUUCCCUGGGGCCCUGGUGUGCAUAGCAGGUCUUGUGGGAGGAGGCACCACACCUGCUGGUGGGGCAGGGGGUCCCACAAAUGACAGGGCUGGAAAUGGGGGCAGCCCUCGCCUUCCUUGGCACUCCCAAGUCACAGGGGCAGGAGCCCCACAGCCAUGGAGGCGUGGCUGGGUCGGGCAGGGAAGGCAGCUGGUGGGGAGCCCAGAAGACACCGGGCAGGGCGGGAGGCCGCCUGCUCGGGGUUGGGCCUCCCAAACCAGGGCGCUGCAAGGAGGUGGGGGUGAAGCAGAAACAGGCAGAAGUUACUCGCAUUUUGGACAUUAACAAAACAAAGUACGAGUUAAUAGAUGUAUCCCUCAGUGAACAACUGCUUCAAGAGAUGAGGGCGAAGGCUGGUAAUCCUAAUGCAAUACCUCCUCAGAUAUUCAAUGGUGAUGACUACUGUGGAGACUUUGAGAUGUUAUAUGAAGCAACUGAAAAUGAAGAAGUUUGGAAGUUUCUGAAGAUGGCAUCAAUAGACAAGCCUGCAAGAGAGGAAAUUACUGUCUAAAGGGUGUAUCCAGAUCUGAACUCCAACAAUUCUUCAGGAACCAAAUAUACUAAAUAUAUUUAUUUCUUAAUUGUUUUGUUAAUUAUUCAGGGUAAAUAAAUCUUAUGUAUUUUUGUGUUUUAAUAUUACAGUAUAGCAGAUUCAGGUCUUCUUUGAUAGACUACACACUACCAUUCAAAAGCAGUUUUUCAACCAACCAAACUAGAAGAUAGAUGUCCUAAAGGCCUUCUAACCCUCUUCUGUUCUGAAAGCCAACUUACUGUUUUCCAUGUUUCUCAGCGGUCUUUUAUUAAACAAAGUAAUUCAUACAUAUUUUUGUAUCAUCUUUGGCAUGAGGUGAUUUUUCUCUAAUACAGUAUAUCUAGAAAUAUUAUAUUGUUAUAUUCAUUGAGCAGUUUUAUUUAUGUGGGACCUUCAAUAAAAGGCAAUGAGUAUAGUAAUUAAUAAUCA
Messenger RNA from Caretta caretta (loggerhead turtle), 1247 nucleotides. The record is from RefSeq and is a predicted model, not a curated record. Lineage: Eukaryota; Metazoa; Chordata; Testudines; Cheloniidae.